Molecule: messenger RNA, 1884 nt
Organism: Lagopus leucura (white-tailed ptarmigan)
Lineage: Eukaryota; Metazoa; Chordata; Aves; Galliformes; Phasianidae
Gene: NKX2-5
Product: NK2 homeobox 5
Exons: 3
Coding region: 618-1592 (324 amino acids)
Biological process (GO): cell differentiation; regulation of transcription by RNA polymerase II
Cellular component (GO): nucleus
Molecular function (GO): DNA-binding transcription factor activity, RNA polymerase II-specific; RNA polymerase II cis-regulatory region sequence-specific DNA binding
Source: RefSeq, a predicted model, not a curated record
UAAGCACGGAUUUCCCCUCGAACGCGCUCGCAGCGCGGCGAUCUCCCGUUUUGUAGCUCCUGCGAUCGGAUAUCGCAGGACGCUAAAAACGAAAACUCCGUUCCUUCUUUAAGAAAAAAUGAAAUCAGCACAUAUUUGGUUGAUGGUUUCCUCCCGGCCUGUUUAUUUAAUCUGACUGUAUGAUAGAUGGCAUCAGAUAGGGGCUCUGUACACAUCAGGCCACUCGGGAGUGUUUUUCUUUUUUUCUUUUUUUUUUUUUUUUAAUGGAUCAACAAACUGAGCGGGGAAAGCUGGAUAAAUACAGUGCCGCCCCUUUAAAUGAGCGGAGAUGUUUUUGCGAUGUAUUACUAUAUUAGGUGACAUGGAACUUUGCAUCUCUCAUACCAUCACGGCAAUGUUGGCCAAUAGAAAGCUAAAGUCACCCAAAAACUGCCUAGUCCCUCCUUCCCGUCCCUUAUGGUCCGCUCCUACCUGCGCGCAGCACACAGGGCCGCCUCCCGCGGGAUGCUAUGUGCCCCCCCCCGGCAGCCCACGCUGCAGCAGCGCUCCGGGCCGCCCGCUCCUCUCUUCCCCUUCCAUGACCCCGGGCUGCGGCCGCUGCCCCGGUCUCCUCCGCAAUGUUUCCUAGCCCUGUGACGACGACUCCCUUCUCGGUCAAGGAUAUUUUGAACCUGGAGCAGCAGCAGCAGGGUGGCCUGGCGCCUAUGGAGCUCUCUUCGCCCUCCUGCAUGCUGGCCACCUUCAAACAGGAGGCGUUCGGUUCCGAGCCGCCCGCCCUGCCCGAGCUCCCCGAGCCGCACCCGGCCAAACCGCCCGCCGCCUUUCCCGGCCCCUACUACGUGAAAAGCUACGGAGAGAUGGACGCGGCCAAGGAUUCCAAGGCGGACAAGAAAGAACUGUGUUCCCUACACAAGAGCCUGGAGCAGGAGAAGAGAGAGCUGGAGGAUCCCGAGCGGCCCAGACAGAGGAAGAGGAGGAAACCCCGCGUCCUCUUUUCUCAAGCCCAAGUCUAUGAACUGGAGAGAAGGUUCAAGCAGCAGAAAUACCUCUCGGCUCCCGAGAGAGACCAUCUAGCGAACGUCCUAAAGCUCACCUCUACUCAGCUACAACGCCUACCCCGCGUACCCCAACUACAACAGCCCCGCCUGCAAUGCCAACUACAACUGCAGCUACCCGGCCGUGCAGCCCGUGCAGCCCUCGGCGGCAGGCAACAACUUCAUGAACUUCAGCGUGGGGGACUUGAAUUCGGUGCAGCCGCCCAUCCCGCAGGGGAACGCGGGCAUCUCCACGUUGCACGGGAUCCGAGCGUGGUAGGGCGGCCCGGGCCCGGAGCUGCGCGGGGGGGUCGGGAUAUCGCCGGGCUGCGGGGCGAGGGCAGCUCGGUGCGGGACAGCGGGGAGCUCCCCGAGGCUCUGGGACACGGUGUUCGUUCCGCUCAUUCCCCUCUCCCCAUCUUCCUACAGAACGGUCGGUCAUUUCGCUUGACUUGUUCCUUAACAACGGAAAGCCAAGCCCUACAACUCAUUAUUAUUAUUUCCUUUUUUUCUUUCUUUCAUUUUUUUUUUUUAAACUCUUAUUCUAAUUAUUAUUGAGAACCACAUUUAAUUUUGCACUUCCCGCCCGGUUCCCCCCCCCCUCUCCCAUCCAGCCCGGUCCGCCCGCCUCUCCCCGCGGUCGCUGUCCCAGCGCAGGACGGGGACGGCCCCUCCGAGCUCCGGGCGCUCCGACUCGCCCCGUCCGCUCCCCGUAGGGUUAUGCACUAAAACGUGAGUUAGGAUUCAGAUGCACUGCCCGCUCCUCGCCCCGCUGCCCGUUCGGACGUGUUUCCCUUUGCUGUACGAGCUGACGGAGAUCAGCGAGUUGUCAUUAAAGAGAGUGGCUUCA